CCACGGACCUGUGAUCUUUUUUAUUUUAACCUUUUAUUUUCUAAUAUUCUUAAAAUACCCUUUCUAGAAAAGUUAAAUGGAAAAGCGGAAGACAAAACAACACUAAAGUCUCUUCUUCCUCUUGGGGUGCGAUCUCGUCUCUCCGUCUCUCCCUCUCAAUCAUUGUGAAAUCCUUUAGUGAGUACAUAGAAAAAGGAAUUAAGGCAGAUAACCUUGAAGAACUGUACAAGAAAAUUCAUGCCGUCGUCUGUGCUGAUCCCACAGGGAAGAAAUUUGAUAUGGAGCCACCGAAGGACACUAUAAAUGUUUAUGUGAGAAGAUGGAAGUGAGGAAAGUUGAAGCUAAAAGGUUGAAGCUCUGAAAUCUGGCUUCUCAUUCUAAAGGGGAACUAGAGAAUCCACUGGGGCUUUUAUUGCGGUGUCGAGGUUUUCAAGUGCAACUAUGUUACGACCUUCUAUUCUCAGCCAUGGUGUUGGUUGGCAGAAAGAAUGCUGGUCUUUUGGCCUUGACACAUGUUGGCAGUCGAAGGGUAGUUCAGAUUUCGGCUGGAUUCAUGAUCUUUUCUCCAUUCUUGGUUCUGGAGGUCUUAGCUUUCUUCGUUUUUGCAAUCUCAACAGUUUCAGAACAAAGUUCAUACUAGGCUUCUGUAUCUUUUUGGGUUUAUCUGUGCCACAGUAUUUCAAUGGAUACACUCUAGCCAAUGGUUAUGGUCUAGUUCACACUGGUGGAAGAUGGUUCAAUGAUAUAAUUAAUGUCCCUUUCCAAUAGAAAGCAUUUGUUGCUGGCUGCUUGGCCUAUUUCCUGGACUAUAACUUGCAUCAAAAGGAUGGUGGAAUCAGGAAAGACAGAGGUAAACAUUGAUGGGACAAAUUUCGGUCUUCAAGGGUGAUACAAGGAGCGAGGAGUUCUACUCACGGCCGUUCAACCUCAACAAAGAUUUCCCAUCUGUGUGAUCGUCAUGACAGCCGAGAGCGAGCUAUCAGGAGUUGAAGACUGAUUCUUCUAUGGAAAGUCCUCAAAUAACUCUUUCUGGUACCAAAUUAAUUCUUCUGUGGAAAGUCCUCAAAUAACUAUUUCUGGUAUCAAAUUAUAAAACCAAUCUCUCUGUUACCUGUGGAAUCUUUUUUACAUGCUUCAGCAGUAUAACAUAGUGUCUUUCCUUUAUGCAGUUAUUUCAUUAUAUUCCUUGCUGUAAGUCCGGGGGAAGUUAAUUUAAAUUAGCAAUGAAAAAGUUUGCUUUC
Messenger RNA from Ziziphus jujuba (common jujube), 1241 nucleotides. Its product is annotated as nucleobase-ascorbate transporter 6. Lineage: Eukaryota; Viridiplantae; Streptophyta; Magnoliopsida; Rosales; Rhamnaceae. The coding region runs from base 442 to 768 and encodes 108 amino acids. Gene Ontology annotation, molecular function: transporter activity. The transcript is spliced from 7 exons. Gene Ontology annotation, cellular component: plasmodesma. The record is from RefSeq and is a predicted model, not a curated record.